AUGGGUGACGUGAAUGUUGUGUGUCUGUGGAUGUGGGUUGGGGCUCGUGCAUUUAUUACUGUAUGUUUACACACACAAUACUGUAGUUUUCACUUCAGGGAGCUUUGCUGGAGCAUAAACACUGUAAGUUUCGCUUAAAGAUUUCCUUAUUUUAUCUGCAGAAACACAAGGUUAGGUCAUCAGUAUAGAAACUGAUCCGGGGUCUGUAUUGAUUAUCUUAUAGUCUUUGUUAGAGAUUUAGCAGGCAGUUUUCAUAUCUGAUCUGGGAAAGCUGAAGAGCAUUAGAGGAAGGUGACGUAUGCCUGAGUGAGUUAUGUGUCUAUAUCCUGCUUUGCUGACCAAAGGUCACCUUUCAAGACAACAGCAUUGCUUUUUAUUUGUAGUGCUGAACGUUCACAGAAGCAGGCCUGAUUGGUACAAUUCGUCUAUUUUUACUUCAUGAUCAGAUCGCAAUAUUUGCAAACAAACUGCAGUUCCCAGAGAUGCAUUGGUGCAGGUGGGCAGGGAACUGGACGUCUCACCUCCAAACGCAGUCCACAGGUGAAGACGCUGAAGAUUGCUGCGACUAUCUGUUUAAGAUCGUCCUCAUCGGUGACAGCAACGUUGGAAAGACGUGUGUGAUCCACAGCUUCAGCUCAGGAGUCUAUAGUGACAGCCAGCACAACACCAUCGGCGUGGACUUCACUGUUCGCACCAUAGACAUUGAUGGCAAAAAAGUGAAGAUGCAGGUUUGGGAUACGGCGGGACAGGAACGUUUCCGGACUAUCACUCAGAGUUACUACAGAAGUGCACACGGUGCCAUGAUCGCCUAUGACCUGACCCGACGACCCACAUUCGAAUCCCUUCCUCACUGGAUACAGGGUGUGGAGCAGUAUGGAGCUGCCAAUGUCGUCUUUGUUCUGAUAGGAAACAAGUGUGACCUGGAGUCACAGCGGCAGGUGUUGUUUGAGGAUGCAUGCACGCUCGCAGAAAAGAAAGGUGCGCUGGCUGCGUUAGAGACCUCGGCCAAACAUUACCACAACAUCGAGGAAGCUUUUGAACUGAUGGCUCGGGAACUCAUAAUAAGACAUGGUGGCAUCGUCCAUCAGGAUAACCAAUCGGAUUCACCCAGAGUGUUUUUGCACUCAGAUUCUCAUCCUGUUGAAGAAGGAGUACUUCCAGAGAAAAAGUCAUGUGACUGCUGACAUUUCUGGUCCAAUAUCACUGAGACAGAUUUAGGUGACACUGGUGAAAAAUCAGCCGGAUCUUAUGUACACUUGGAUCAAAAGAUGAAGACAUGUUUUACAGUCAUGUCACAUAACACAGAUCAAACACAGUAACAAAUGAGUCAAAUCAACGUAUAUUUUUCUGUUACUUUAACUUAACAAAUUAAGUUAAACAACUUGAAGUUAAACAACUUGAAAAACCAAGUUGUUUUAACUUCAUGCUGCAUUUUUUUUUACAGUAAAGUGGAAGGCACCAAACAAUCUCACAAUUUAAUAAACGGUCUGCAUUUAUUAAAUUAACUCAGUAAACAUGUAUACAAGACAACAGGUAAACUUCUUUGGCACUUUUAUUCUGCAAGGUUGCACAUUGUCAAUGCAAUAAAUCAAUUCGGUGUAUUAUA
This is a messenger RNA of Misgurnus anguillicaudatus (oriental weatherfish), 1606 nucleotides long. It is a transcript of the gene rab19, whose product is annotated as RAB19, member RAS oncogene family. Lineage: Eukaryota; Metazoa; Chordata; Actinopteri; Cypriniformes; Cobitidae. Gene Ontology annotation, molecular function: GTPase activity; GTP binding. The record is from RefSeq and is a predicted model, not a curated record.